GCGCCCCGCGCCCUCGGGGACCCACAGGUCCAGGGCGUAGCAAUGACCCGGUCUCCCGUAGAAGUGUGACUGACUUCUUCUUCAAGUUUCCUGCAGGAUUCAGCGUUCCCAUCCCUCGGCUCCGCCUGGCUGAGCCAGAGCUCUUCGCGACUGCAACUUACAGCCUGGCACCUUGAUGGAAACAGAUGUUGAUGGUGGUCCGAGAUAUUUGUGGGGUUUAAAAGAUUUGAACUCCAGCUGAAUAGAACAAGGGCUGAAAAUUGAAAGAUGGCAGCAAAUCCUUCAGGACAAGGUUUCCAGAAUAAAAAUAGGGUUGCAAUCCUGGCAGAACUAGACAAGGAGAAGAGAAAGUUACUUAUGCAAAACCAGUCUUCCACAAAUCACCCUGGAGCCAGCAUUGCACUUGCAAGAUCACCUCUGAAUAAGGAUUUCCGUGAUCAUGCUGAGCAACAGCACAUUGCAGCACAGCAGAAGGCUGCACUGCAGCACGCACAUGCACACUCCUCAGGAUACUUCAUAACUCAAGACUCUGCAUUUGGAAAUCUUAUUCUUCCUGUCUUACCUCGACUUGAGGCAGAAUGAGGAAUGUUGUUUGUCUCAGAAAUUCAAGGUCUGAUUUUUGUCCAUAGCAAGAGCUAUCUGACCUUUUAAUUUCUUUAUGUGUCUUAAAACCAACUUUUUCCUGGGUUUUUGAGAAUGCCAUUCAGGAGUGUGAGCUCUAGUGAUGCGGAAGUAGUGUUGAAAAUUUUUUAUCCUGUAUUUCAGUUCCUCUGUUGGGUCAAAAUCAAAUGCAAGGCUUUUCUUGGAGUUUGAAGUGCUUCGGGGUUUGCUCUUCCCUGUUUCAGUGCUUCCUUUAAAUAAAUGUCCAAACCAGAGUCACCAAGAGAUGCACAA
Messenger RNA from Hirundo rustica (Barn swallow), 894 nucleotides. RefSeq names its product INTS3 and NABP interacting protein (gene INIP). Gene Ontology annotation, cellular component: nucleoplasm; nucleus; SOSS complex. The coding region runs from base 268 to 582 and encodes 104 amino acids. The record is from RefSeq and is a predicted model, not a curated record. NCBI's taxonomy places the organism in Eukaryota, Metazoa, Chordata, Aves, Passeriformes, Hirundinidae. The transcript is spliced from 6 exons. Gene Ontology annotation, biological process: DNA repair.